AUGAAGAGUGUUAUGAGAUUUGGUAAUAAGGGAAAACCUAGUCCACGGUAUAUUGGUCCUUACAGAAUAUCCAAAAGGAUCGGUAAUAUAACUUAUGAGUUGGACCUACCGAGAGAGUUACCAGCAGUUCAUCCAGUGUUUCACAGUUCUAUAUUGAAGAAAUGUAUGGGCGAUCCUUCACUUAUCAUAACUACCGAAGAUAUUGGUUUUAAGGAUAGCUUACCUUAUGAGGAGAUUCAUGCUCAGAUUCUAGAUCGUCAAGUUCGCAAGUUUAGAACCAAGAAGGUAGCAUUAGUCAAGGUCUUAUGGAGAAAUCAGUUUGUUGAGGAAGCUACAUGGGAGGCUGAGCAGGACAUGGAGAAGAUAAAUCCACAUCUCUUUGAGUCCAGAGACAUUCCAGAUCAAGUUUACACAUUCCAAAUUAACGCUAGGGCUUUGAGAGAAGAGAAAAGAGGAGAAAAGCCAAGGUUUCGCCGCGUUUUUGAGAUUUUGCUUGCAGAUUUCGCCAAGGGUUAA
Solanum tuberosum (potato) is the source of this 516-nucleotide messenger RNA. RefSeq lists its product as uncharacterized. The record is from RefSeq and is a predicted model, not a curated record. The transcript is spliced from 2 exons. The coding region runs from base 1 to 516 and encodes 171 amino acids. NCBI's taxonomy places the organism in Eukaryota, Viridiplantae, Streptophyta, Magnoliopsida, Solanales, Solanaceae.